UGUUUCUUCUUCUACUUCUUCAUCAUCAUCAAAGAGGGUAUGAAAAUAUGAUGUGGCCAUAAGUUACAAUGAUAUGGAAACUCCCCCGUUUUACAAAAUUCUUUGGAAUGCUUAGAAAAAGAAGGUUUCAGAAUCGGCAGGAGCUUAUUGCCUAACCCAUUUGAAAUAAUUGAAGAAUCGCAGAUUUAUAUAGUUGUCUUCUCAAGUAGAUAUGCUUUCUCCCCAAGUUGCUUGGACAAACUAGCACUAAUGUUUGAGUGCAUGAAGGCACCAGGCCACAAAUUUCUGCCAAUUUUCUUCAACAUCGAUCCGUCUGAAGUGAAAACAUGGCUAGCUCCAUUUCAGACACUACUAGAUCAACGCCCAAAUUUGGUCAUACAAAACUCGAAAGAUCAAAGACGAGUUAUUGGCAAAAUAGUUGCAGAGGCAAAGAAACUUUUGGUCGAAGAGACAUUCGCAAUGGAUGUCCAGAGAUGUGUAGGGUCGUCGUCCAAGGAGAUAUGGCCAUGGAGCUGUGAUGUGUUUGUAUUGAAUUUCAUAACUGAGGACAAUCGCUCAUUUGUUGAAGACCUUCGCAAUGCUCUACAUACAAAUGGUGUAGUUAUGGCUUCACGAGAUUCUAUUGCUCAAGCUCCCAUGGACAAAUACAAGCUUUGUGUUUUUAUCAUCUCAAAAAAUUGUGGGGCCCAAACACGCUACUUGGAGGAAAACUUAAAGGGAUGUGUAAAUUUUCUGCCAAUCUUUUGGGAGCGGACUCCUUUCAAGUACAUAGGGAUAGUUAUUUGGAAAUGGAACAAAAGUUGGUGCUACGUUCAAUAACAGAAUUGGUGGUUCGAGAUAAGAGCGAUCGGCCUCAGGUUAUUGGUAAUAUUCUUGAGAAUCAUAUUAACAACAUUUUGCGUGAAAAGCGUGCUCGGAUAUCAAGUCUAUAUGACGCAAAGAAAAUAGAUAUAUCAGGAGAAAUAGCUACAGUUGGGAUAGGACAUGAUCGUGUAGAAAAAUUAAUUGAGAUUCUGAAGUUAGGUUCAAAGGAUGAUGUGCGAGUUGUAGGGAUUAGUGGGAUGGGGGGAGUAGGGAAGACAGCUCUUGCCGGGGAUGUCUUUAACAAAAUCUCCCACCGUUUUGAUUCUGCCUAUUUCAUCUCCAUUCCCAGUAACAAAGACAUGUUAAAAGAGGCAUUUCUUCGGAUAGCUUUCCCAGAAGAAUUUGAACCUCAAUAUUCUGAAAGCCUAAGACUACUCUACAGGAUGCUUGUUGUUUUUGAUGAUGUAGAUCAUCAGGGACUUUUAGAUGAAGGAUGGAUUAGAGGUUUGUUUGGAGGAGGAAGUAGAAUUAUCAUAACAAGCAGAGAUGAGGGACUCCUUAGGUAUCUUGGAGCAGAUGAAAUUCACAAGGUGGAACUAUUGAAUCAAAAUGAAGCUCUUCGACUUUUCUCCAAAAUUGUUUUCAAAGUAAUAAACCAAUGAGAGGUUAUGAGGAGCUGACCCUUGAUGCACUUAAAUAUGCCGAUGGCCUUCCGUUGGCUAUUUAAAUCAGUGAGUUCAUCGCUGGUUGGUCUAAGUGUUUCAGAGGGGAAAAGUGUGUGUUGACCAGGCUGCAAACGGAUCCUGACUUUUCAAUGAUCGCGGUGCUUCAAAAAAGUUUUGAUGGACUCUCAUUGGAACGGAGAAAAGCUUUCUUGGAUAUUGCAUGUUGCUUUGCAGGUCAAAAGACAGAUUACGUCAAAGGAAUUUUACGAACUGAAUAUCCUGGUCGUUAUUCUUAAGACGACACUCAUGCUCAAGGUCUUACGGAUAAGUCAUUGAUAAUCAUAUCAAAUCAAAUAAUAAAAGUACAAUCUAUCCUAAACAAUUGGCAAAAAUAAUUGUUCAACGUGAAUCUUCUCAGCGUGGAAUGCGGAGUAGGAUAUGGAAUUAUGCAGAUUUUCAUCAUAUUAUGGAGACAAACACUGGAACUAAUCGUGUUGAAGUCAUAGUGGCCUCAAAUAAUGAAGAACAUCCACAAUGGAGAACAUUAAACAUCGAAGGUUGUCAAAAAUGAAGGGACUUAGAAUCCUUAUAUUAUGCGGUGUGAAAUUUUCAGGAAGUCUGAGUGUUCUUUCUAACAACUUAAGAUAUCUUUCUUGGAAUAAAUAUCCGUUUAAUUAUUUGCCGUCAAAUUUUAUUCCAACAUAUCUUGGAGAAUUGAUCAUGCCAAAUAGCAACAUGACACAACUAUGGAGAGACCAAGAGAAAGAUAUUCCGCUGUUAAGAAGCUUGAACCUCUGUGGCUCUAAAGAUCUGAAGGAGACACAUAAUUUUAGAUUGCUUCCAAGUCUUGAGAGGUUAGACUUGGAAGGAUGCACUUCAUUAGUGCAGCUUCAUCCUUCUAUUGCGUAUCUGACAAGGCUUAAGUUUUUGAAUUUGAGAGACUGCACAAAUCUAAUAAGUAUUCCAAAUGAAUUAUUUGUCAAAAGCUCUCUUGAAUUUCUAAAUCUGGCAGGUUGCUCCAAAUUUGCCCAAUGUUUGACGUUUCCCGAACCGCACGAAGUAACGUUGUUGGUGGAAGCAGAGAUCAAAAGCUCCCCUGAAGUACUAUGUCGGGCUGCCUGGUUUGAUAGAGCAAAACGAAGAAAAGCAGAAAUGGAGGGAGCAUCAACAUCGGACCGAACUCAUUAUAAAAAAUGGAAGGCUGCAGCAAUUACUGAAGGGAUUGAGCAAGCUUCCACGAGUUCACAAUUCGCGUUUUUGGAAUUGAGAAGACGAAUGUUAGUGGAUGAGUUCUAUUCAAAAAUGAGAUCAAUCCUUGGUGACAAAAGUAAGGAAUGUGCUCGAUCCAAUAUGCGAUAAGAGGUUUGACGAAAGGUUGGGUUGGAAUUUCGUAAAUCGCAUUAAUGCAUAACAUUUGCCUUUGUUAUGGAGCAUUUCUAUUUUAUAAUUAUAUCCAAUCACAUACAUUAUUUGUGGUGUCUCAGACUUCGACACAUUAUUUUACAAUGUGAUAGUCAGCCACAUAUAUUUAGCAAAGACAAUUGAUUCAGAGCU
Messenger RNA from Prosopis cineraria, 3023 nucleotides. Its product is annotated as disease resistance-like protein DSC1. Gene Ontology annotation, biological process: defense response. The record is from RefSeq and is a predicted model, not a curated record. Lineage: Eukaryota; Viridiplantae; Streptophyta; Magnoliopsida; Fabales; Fabaceae. Bases 2004 to 2828 code for a protein of 274 amino acids. The transcript has 10 exons.